This is a messenger RNA of Aspergillus oryzae RIB40, 993 nucleotides long. Its product is annotated as cyclin-dependent serine/threonine-protein kinase phoA. Lineage: Eukaryota; Fungi; Ascomycota; Eurotiomycetes; Eurotiales; Aspergillaceae. The transcript is spliced from 3 exons. Gene Ontology annotation, cellular component: nucleus; cytoplasm. The coding region runs from base 1 to 993 and encodes 330 amino acids. The record is from RefSeq and is a predicted model, not a curated record. Gene Ontology annotation, molecular function: cyclin-dependent protein serine/threonine kinase activity; ATP binding. Gene Ontology annotation, biological process: protein phosphorylation.
AUGGACAAAGCGCAGCAGCCUAGCUCUUUUCAACAGCUGGAAAAGCUAGGAGAAGGAACGUAUGCCACUGUAUUCAAGGGCCGGAAUCGCCAGACUGGCGAGCUAGUAGCUUUGAAGGAGAUUCAUCUUGAUUCCGAGGAGGGGACACCAUCGACGGCCAUUCGAGAGAUCUCAUUGAUGAAGGAGCUUAAGCAUGAGAGUAUUGUUUCGCUUUACGACGUCAUCCAUACCGAAAACAAGCUGAUGCUCGUUUUUGAGUAUAUGGACAAGGAUCUGAAGAAGUACAUGGACACUCGAGGCGAACGGGGACAAUUAGACCAGGCGACGAUCAAGUCAUUCAUGCACCAGCUCCUCAAGGGCAUCGCGUUUUGUCACGAGAACCGAGUCCUCCACCGUGACUUGAAGCCCCAGAAUCUCUUGAUUAACAAAAAGGGGCAACUCAAACUAGGAGACUUCGGUCUUGCCCGGGCUUUUGGCAUACCCGUCAAUACAUUUUCGAACGAGGUAGUGACGCUAUGGUACCGCGCCCCCGAUGUCCUCCUCGGCAGCAGGACGUAUAACACAAGUAUUGAUAUUUGGUCUGCUGGAUGUAUCAUGGCGGAAUUGUACACUGGCCGUCCACUGUUCCCAGGCACCACCAAUGAGGACCAGUUGCAGAAGAUCUUCCGUCUCAUGGGAACGCCGUCGGAGCGCUCGUGGCCCGGUAUCUCUCAAUUGCCAGAAUACAAGCCCAAUUUCCAUGUCUAUGCGACACAAGAUCUAGGCCUUAUCUUGCCCCAAAUCGAUCCUCUUGGGCUCGAUUUGCUAAACAGGAUGCUUCAACUUCGACCAGAGAUGCGAGUUAGCGCUCACGAUGCACUGCAGCACCCGUGGUUCCACGAUCUGCCUCAAAUGCAGGCACAGCUGCAGCAGCAGCAGCAGCAGCAGCAGCAGCAACAACAACAAAUGUCCGGGUACGGAGGGAUGGUUACUUCCCAGCAGGCGUAUCAAUGA